Messenger RNA from Populus nigra (black poplar), 1630 nucleotides. RefSeq lists its product as uncharacterized. Gene Ontology annotation, molecular function: lipid binding. The transcript is spliced from 6 exons. The record is from RefSeq and is a predicted model, not a curated record. NCBI's taxonomy places the organism in Eukaryota, Viridiplantae, Streptophyta, Magnoliopsida, Malpighiales, Salicaceae. Bases 149 to 1366 code for a protein of 405 amino acids.
GAGAGAAAAAAAUGUCGUGACAGAAAAGUCAGGGAAAUCAAAGAAGCAAAGCUGUGAACUUCGUUAAUGACCGACCGAUCUUCCAUCCUUUGUUUUCUUCUAUCAGCCAAAAGAAAUUAUGGGUUUUACUUAGAAUUGCUAAAGAAAGAUGGGUUUCUUUGGUUUCAAUGGAUCAUCACUCUAUUCUUCUUUAAAAUCUUCAAUGGAUUUUUGGUUCCAAAAUGAAAGACUGAAUUUUUGUUAUGGAUGUGCUAUUCUCUUUGUUCUUCUUUGCAUUAUCCUUUACAACUUCUCCACAAGACUGCUCAGAUUCUUCUCUUCUUCUUCUUCUUCUUCUUCUAGGCGACAUAGCGUUUCUUCUUCUCCAGCUGCUUCUGCUACUGAUAUUGCCUCCUCUAAUUCCAGGGUUUCAGAGAUUGUUUCAGUAGCUGACUUGAAGUUUUUGAUUGAGAAUUUGGAUGAGAAGCUAAUUGAGAAUGAGAAAUGGGAAAACGUUACAAAUAAGAGAAACAAUCUUCUAGCAUAUACUGCCAAAUGUUUCAAACCUAAGGAUGCUCCUAUAAAGUACUUGAGCUUGACGGUGUUUGAAAAUUGCACCAUGGAGGUGCUAAGGGACUUUUACAUGGACAAUGAAUACAGAAAGCAGUGGGAUAAGACCGUGGUUGAACAUGAGCAGCUGCAGGUGGAUAGAACUAAUGGAACUGAAAUUGGUUGCACAAUUAAGAAAUUUCCUCUCUUGACGCCAAGGGAAUAUGUUUUAGCAUGGAGAUUGUGGGAAGGAAAAGAUAAAACGUUUUAUUGCUUUAUUAAGGAAUGCGAAUACCCUUUAGCUGUAAGACAGAGGAGGUUUGUACGAGUGAAGUUCUAUAGAUCUGGUUGGAGAAUCAGUAAAGUCCCUGGUAGAAACGCUUGUCAGAUCACAAUGUUUCACCAAGAAGAUGCUGGUUUGAAUUUGGAGAUGGCAAAGUUGGCUUUCUCAAGGGGCAUAUGGAGCUAUGUAUGCAAGAUGAAUGAUGCACUACGCAAAUACUCUCUGAUGAGUCAUCCUUGGACAGGUCCAGCUGUUACUGCAGUGACUCUUAUCCAGAAGGUUCCACCUGAACUAGAAACAUUGAACACUGUUGUGGAUACUCAGGCAACUUCAACAUUGAUUGCCGCACAGGGACUAGAUACUGGUGAAGCCAAAGAGAAGAAAUUCCUGAGAAGGCCAUCUAAAAAAAUUGUCGCAAAUGGUCUGCUUCUUCUAGGGGGUGUAAUCUUCCUGUCCCGUGGGCACUCUAGCCUUGGUGCUAAAGUUGCCAUGGCAUAUAUCCUGACAAAGCUGAGAAAACAUGAUGCCUCGUCAGGCCACGAAAGGGAAAGAUGAUGUACAUGAUGACAUUGUAUGACCAAGACUAAUGGUGGUGGACCUCAUAAAGCUUGUUACCGCAUAUUCUGUUAACUAGAGCAUGGAAUCUGACAUUUAUGCAUCUUAAAGAGAGUGCAUAUUUAGUCCGUGUAGGAGUGAGCUGAAUUUCUUUCUCAUCAGUGGUAGUUUGGUUCCUUGAAUACUAAGUGUAUAGAAAAGUUGUGACUUAAUUAUUCUUAUUACCAUUUUCCACUAAUGUAAUUAUCAAGCCAUCUUCAGGAA